Molecule: messenger RNA, 2650 nt
Organism: Pseudophryne corroboree (corroboree frog)
Lineage: Eukaryota; Metazoa; Chordata; Amphibia; Anura; Myobatrachidae
Gene: PPP2R2B
Product: protein phosphatase 2 regulatory subunit Bbeta
Exons: 9
Coding region: 895-2226 (443 amino acids)
Cellular component (GO): cytosol; protein phosphatase type 2A complex
Molecular function (GO): protein binding; protein phosphatase regulator activity
Source: RefSeq, a predicted model, not a curated record
GCACAGGGUGAGAAGCAGUAGGGAGAGAUCAAAGACAAACAGGAAAGAACAAAGAAUAGAGAGAGAAGAACCAUAGCAGAAGGCAUGCACAUAGAAUUAAAAUACAAACAACGUAUCUCGUAAAGGCUCCUCUCAGUGUCUUCGGGCUGCUCUGUUCCAUUUGGGCCCCUCUAAAGUUCACCAGGAAGGAGGACAAGACAUGCAGUCUGAAAUACCCCCACCCCACCACCUUUCUAGAAAGAUGUCUACUCUUCCCCUCCAAUUACAGAGCAUCCUCUCUCUGUAGUCAGAGGUCGCCCAGUGAUUACAUCUCAGUCGUGUGUGAUGCAAUCCCCCCAGCCGUCAUUGUGGCACAGUCAUCUCCUCCCACCCUGCAGCAGCAGCAGGCACAGCUCAGACCGAAGAGAUUCUGCAACACGUCUAGCUCAUCUGGUGACCUGGUAUAUGGUGCAGCUACAGGCAGAGGGAUCUGAUCACGUCCCAGAGACUGAGCAGCAAGGAAACUGCAGACGCAGCGGCUCAUCUAAAUCCAGCAGCAGCAGCAAAACUCCCUGGCAGAACAGGCUCUGCAGCAGUGCUGCUACUACUAGGUGAUCUCCCGUGCACUGCAAGCUCUGAAGAGGAGAGCCGCUCGGAGCUGUGGGUGCGGUGACCUGUUGGGCCUGUGCUGGGAGGAUCAGCAUGUGCUAGGAGUGUUGCAGAUUCCCUGGCAGCCUCCCCUGCAUCAUCCUCUCUCUAUACCACCUUUACAUAAUAACCCUCCUCUCAUACCGACGGGCAGUGCCAUGGCGUGCUCGAGGCAGCUCCCUCUCCUCCUCUGCUAGAGGCUUGCUAUAGGGAUCAUGGAUACUUGUGUUUUUCCUUUUACCCUUCAGAAAAGUAAACGGGCUGUAAAUGGAGGAGGACAUUGAUACCCGCAAAAUUAACAAUAGUUUCCUGCGUGAUCACAGCUAUGCAACAGAAGCUGACAUUAUCUCGACAGUUGAAUUCAACAACACAGGAGAAUUGCUUGUGACAGGAGACAAGGGGGGCCGUGUUGUAAUAUUUCAACGUGAGCAGGAGAGCAAGAACCAGCCUCACCGGAGAGGAGAGUAUAAUGUUUACAGCACUUUCCAGAGCCACGAGCCAGAAUUCGAUUACUUGAAAAGUUUAGAGAUAGAAGAGAAAAUAAACAAGAUAAGAUGGCUCCCUCAGCAGAACGCUGCCUAUUUCCUACUGUCCACUAAUGAUAAAACCGUAAAACUAUGGAAAGUCAGUGAACGAGACAAGAGACCGGAGGGUUAUAACUUAAAAGAUGAAGAAGGAAGGCUGCGUGACCCUUGCACAAUAACUACAUUACGAGUACCUGUAUUAAGGCCCAUGGAUCUAAUGGUAGAGGCCACACCCAGAAGAGUGUUUUCCAAUGCACACACAUAUCACAUUAACUCUAUAUCGGUGAACAGUGACUAUGAGACGUACAUGUCAGCGGAUGACCUGAGGAUAAAUCUGUGGAAUUUAGAGAUUACAAAUCGAAGUUUCAAUAUUGUGGACAUUAAGCCAACCAAUAUGGAAGAACUCACAGAAGUCAUUACAGCCGCUGAGUUUCACCCUCAUCACUGCAACACAUUUGUAUAUAGCAGCAGUAAAGGAACGAUACGGCUCUGUGACAUGAGAUCUUCUGCUCUAUGUGACAAGCAUUCAAAGUUGUUUGAAGAACCAGAGGAUCCCAGCAAUAGGUCGUUUUUCUCCGAGAUCAUCUCUUCUAUCUCAGAUGUAAAGUUUAAUCACAGUGGGCGGUAUAUCAUGACCAGAGACUACCUUACUGUCAAAGUCUGGGACCUCAAUAUGGAGAACCGGCCGAUAGAGACGUACCAGGUCCAUGAUUACCUCCGCAGCAAGCUCUGCUCUCUUUACGAGAAUGACUGCAUUUUUGACAAAUUUGAAUGUGUAUGGAAUGGAUCAGACAGUGUCAUAAUGACUGGCUCGUACAACAACUUCUUCAGAAUGUUUGACCGCAACACGAAACGCGAUGUCACGUUGGAAGCCUCCAGGGAGAACAGCAAGCCUAGAGCAAUUCUCAAGCCACGCAAAGUCUGUGUAGGGGGCAAACGCAGAAAAGAUGAAAUAAGCGUGGACAGCCUGGACUUUAGCAAAAAAAUUCUCCACACUGCUUGGCACCCGUCGGAAAACAUCAUAGCAGUGGCAGCCACAAAUAACCUGUAUAUAUUUCAGGACAAGGUUAACUAGAACGCUAUUACAAAAUCUAGGUACCAUGAGUUUUAAGCCUUUUUUUAUUUUAUUUUUUCUCUUCCCAUUUUCUAAUACUUUUGUUUUUUGUUUCCAUUUUCCAAGUUCUUCCUCAGCCGAAAUAUAGAUGAAAUAAACAGGCUUACCAAACCACUCAUUACAAUCGGAACUGCUGAUAUUCAAACUUAUUAAUUAUUAUUAUUAUUAUUAUUAUUAUUAUUUUUGUGUGUUCUAUUUUUGUGUUGGCGACCUUUCUUGCGACAGGUUUCUGAAACACGCUCUAUAGCAGUGUGUUAUUGGCCUAUCAUGUAGCAUGAAGGGUUUUAAACAGCAUUAAACUUUGCAGAAAAGAGAUGUUGGGCAUAUAUAAUAAUACUUUUUAAUUGGUAAUUCAAUUUUUAAUAAAAUAUGAUCAUUACAAAAA